GGACGCUGGUGUUUUCUAUUAUCAAGUCAAUGGGGCUUCUCAGUUGAAGCUUGUCAAGAACAAGCAGCCACGGCUGAGAGGCAGAAAUCGAGGUCCUAUCUCCGACGAUCAUCAUCCCCACAUUCUCAUCAUGUCAUAAGGUCGUACCAACUACCGUACCCAGUUUCAGAACUGCUCGAGGCAGCAAGCAGAUGGGCACAUACAGCUCACGGUAGACUUCAGCACUAAACUGUGUGAGAUGUCUUGGAGCAGUUAGUUAGCGAUCUGGGAGACCGACCAGAUUAGGUGGUAGUACAAAUCUGACUGGAGUAUCGACGAGAUGUGGUCGUAAUGUCUCUUUCACUGGGGAUCAGGGCUUUUUCAGGGCGCCGACUUUUGCAAAUCGCCAGUUGACCCAGAAAGAAUCGCAUGAUUGUUAGCUUCACCUCGAUGUUUGACCUGUUAUUCAUCUUGCCUGCCUUGAGGAGGUCCUUUGUACAACCUCAUCGGUAGUACCACGUGGCCAUACAACAGUAUUGUCCGACUCUUGGUAGGAGUAAUCGCUCCAUAGAUUAUGACUAUCAUCCUACAGUCAUGAGAUGUAGUUGGAAGGGCCGCUUCCAAGCACACCUCGUGUGUGGAAACUCCCGGCUGUCUGACAACGAACGUUUCAUGCACGACAUAUUGCAAGAUCGGGGCGGCCAGAGCCGCCAUGGUAGAGAUCGGACGGGACGAUAGAGAAGUUGGGUUAUCGUUGCAAGAAUCAGCCGUCCGAUCUGAGAAAUGCAGGCGAUAGAACAUGGUGUGCUUGGUUGAGAAAUGGCUAACAAAGUGAGAAGGCGAGCGCAGCAAAUGAAGCCCUGCCACGAAGCUCGCUUUGAUGCUCAACUGCGGCCGCAUCUGCAACUUGCAACUACAGCGACAGUGCAACGGCUAAUUCCCAUCCCAGCAUCUCACCAAUUUCCAUCUUCCUGCUGUUUGUCUCGUUGUCCACGGUCAUGCGUUCCGUCUGGCUGUCGCUUUCUUCCUAUUCUCGCAUGCCACGCUUCUCAAUCUUUGGGUCGCAAGCUCCAGACUAGACACUGUCGGCGCAACCCGGUGCGUCCACGGUUGCCCUCACUUGUAGGGCAAACCUGUCUUUGCCUUUUCCGCCGGCGAUGCGUUGUUUUGACUACUAGUAGCAUGGAUUCUCGAGCAGACACGUUGUCGGGCCGCUUCGGGGAACAAUGGGCAUUCCUGUCGCACCCUCCGCGCAAUACAACUAGUCAGGCGAGAUCCCUCCCACCAUCGUCGAGUUACCUACGAAGCGACCGGAGCAAUGUCUCGCCCCUACCGACUGCGCUUCACUUCCAACACUUGAAUGCCUCCCGUUCCAGCCUGGCCAGAAAUGGGCAGACGUCGUCAAUUGGUGGCAACAGUUCGACCACCAUCCCCUCACAACCCGUGGUUGUUAGAGUCCAUUCCGCCGAUGCUUCCAUCCAGAUCCAUCCCACCAGCCGCCCGCAAAGACCGAAGGGCAAGAUGAGCAUGGACAAUCAGCUCCCACCGAUCCAGGAGUAUAGCAUACAGGGAAUUUUGGCGGCCGUUGAUGAAGAGAUUGAAGACAGUGUCAAUGCAAUCUCCGAGAUUCUGGGCAGGAGCCGGCUGGUUCUGGCGGACCAACAUGAUAGUCAUCUCCCGCCCCAGGGCGAGAUCAGAGCCACGGGCAAUUCUCUCCAGGCAGUGGCGGAAGCAAGCUCGAGCAAUGAAAGAUUGGCGGCAGCCGACGAUGUCUUGAUAUUGAGGGAGGAUGCGAGCCUUGUCGAGGGUAGCCACGCGGGUUCCGCUGCAUAUGGUCUUCUCGAGAGGCUUCAAACCGUGCCACGCAAUCGGCGGAUGAGGAGCGAUGUGCCGACAGAGACUGUGGCCAGGCCCGCUUCUAGCACUGUGCGCAACAAUUCUGCACCUGCUGUGCUCGCCGAAGAGCCCCCAGUUGCCGGAGAGCAUAACGGGACUUCUCAUCCUGAACCCUUACAUGGUCCUCGACAGUUGCUCAGAGAUCAGCCGGCUGAUCACGAAGCCGGGGAGGCUCCAUCUAGAGUGACAAAUGCGGUGGUCUCGGAAACUUAUCUUUCUGCUGGCGCCAACGCGGCCACGGUGUCUGAUCCUCCUGUUGUUUCCGAAGGAGGCCGUCACUAUGUUUUAUACAGCUAUGAUCACGCCAAUAUUUUCGAAACUCCGAUAUCUUCAGCUCCGGCCUGCCGAACGAGCUUCCUCCGAAGGCUUCAGUCUCUGAUACCGAGCGGGGAACUGCAUGCUCUGACCACUUGGGUCCACGGUCGCAGCAGCCCGGUGGUUACUGCAGAAUCUCAAUUGAGAGACAUCCUGGCGAGGCAGCAGCGCAGAGAUCUGUUGCAAGGCGACAUGCAACCUGGACAUGAGGAUGCUGAAAUGUACUCUUGAUGACAUUGUUCUAUGAUAAUGAACACCUAUGGUUUUAUUUUGAUCAUCACAGUCUUGGUUUCGAGGAAAUUGUUCAGACUGAACCCAAAUCCUUCUCUUCCCACUCCACUGCUCUUGAAGCCGCCAAAUGGCAUGUCUUUGGCGACAAAAGGACUCGUGCAGUUGACUCCCACGGUGCCCGCUUCCAGCGCUUUGGCGAAGCGCAUCGCUCGGUUGAUGUCCCGGGUGUACACGGCGGCGUAGAGCCCGAACUCACUGUCAUUUGCUUUGGCAGACACUUCCUCUUCGGUUUUGAAGGUGUUGAUAUUUACCACCGGUCCAAAGAUCUCUUCCUUCAUGAUCGUUGCAUCUUCUCGUGUUCUUAAGAAGACGGUGGGCGGCACGAAGUAGCCUUUCUGAGCUUUAUCGGGCAAACCAGCAAGUUCGGGCGUGCCACCCAAGACCAGCUCCCCAGACUCUUUUCCUGCCGAGAUGUAUUUGUGGACGGUCUCGUAUUGGGCGGCGUCUGCCUGAGGUCCGUGUGUCGUUGCAGGAUCGAGAGGAUCACCUGGGGAAAUGGCAGCAAUUUUGGCCUUGAACGCCUCCACGAACAUGUCGGCGAUGCUCUCUUGGACAUAAAUUCUGCUAUUCGCCAUGCACACCUGCCCGCUAUUCCAUUGAACACUGGUCUGUGUCUCGGCAACCGCGUCAUCGAGAUCGCAGUCUUCGAAAACGAUGGCUGGUGAUUUGCCUCCCAGCUCAAGGAUGACAUGUUUCAGAUUGGACUUUGCAGCUGCAGUCUGGAUCAGGCGGCCGGUACGGCACGAUCCAGUAAAGCUGAUUGCUCGGACAUCCAUAUGAGAAGAUAGGAUUGCGCCAGAAGUCUGACCAUGGCCGGAAAUAACGUUGAGCACGCCUGGGGGGAAUUCAGCCUUCUCUACCAAAGUCGCAAACUUGGCCGACUACGGCAUCUGUCAGCCAGGAUGCUUCACACUCUUCUGUCUGGACUUACGGUCAAAGGGGCCUUCUCACUGCUCUUGAGGACAACCGUAUUUCCUGCUGCUAGCGCUGGAGCCACCUUGUUCCCAACAAACACCAAUGGCGUGUUGAGACUGGUCACCCCCUGGACAUCGUAGCCUGCUUCAGCGUAGUGGUCGAAAGAGCUUGCUGCCGUAUAGUUGUCGAAGUACGUCGAGACUGGUCGUCCCAUGGACAUGGCGUCGAGGGCGGCGAGCUCCUUUCCAUUUUCGCGAAGGAGAGCUGCCAGCUUUUUCAGAAACGUGCCUCUUUCAUCCGGGGAGAGGGCCGACCAUGAUGGGAAUGCUGCUUUGGCGGCAGCGACAGCCGCAUCAGUGUCUCUUUCGCUUGCUUCGUGCACUGGUAUACCGCGUUAGUUCGAGGAAUGCUCAACACGCAAGAAAAUCAACUAGCAUUCUGACAACCGUGGUAAACGUACCUUCAGCAACAACUUCCCUGGUCGUGGGAUUUCUGAUCGGAAAGGUUUGCCCAUUCGAUGAUUCAACAAACUGUGGUGGACUAGCGUCAGUAUAUCUGUCGGCACUCGCGCCGUCAUUGCACGCACCUUGCCGUGGAUGAACAACCUGGUUUCUAUCUUUUCAAUGGAGCCCAUCUUGAGAGGUUGCAGCAAAGUUCGCGGUGUAUGUUAGCUUGGUCGCGAGACUCUCGCACGAUCCUAGCGAUGUUUGGCGACACUUAUGAAGGUCUACUGUAAUCAGGCAGACAACUGCCGAGCAUGCCACGACCGGUGAUCCCGCGCUGGCGACAUUAUUACAGAUUCGGCAGGUCCUUAAAUUUCUGGCUCGAGGCUCCAUUUUGCGACGGUGGGGGUUGGAGGGGCCAGACCGAACGGGAGCCGAAUAUGGGGCUGCUCAUGAGGCUGAGGCCGCUGCCAAACAACCAUUGUUGCUCCAUGCACGAAAUCAUACACAGCUGACAGUAAGGCAGUUUGAAGGGAUCCAGGAGUCUUCAGGUCACUCUCCGCGACGAUGGAGUCACACGGACUAUAAGUCGAGAAGCGGCCUACCAAUCGGCCAUCAGCCGGAAGAAAUAGUUAGCAAUGAGCCACAGCUGACUGUGAAAACUGCCAAAUGAUGUCUCCACAACACUCCUGAACUGCCAUAACAACAAGCAACUACUGUAAUAUACAUUGUGCAUUGCGGACAAUGUCCUCGCCGCUCGCUGGCGACUUCAUUCGCCAUGUGCUGAACCUCCAUUGACCUGAGUGGUCCCGUUUAAUGCGUGUACCUCUCCGACUAGGCCAUUUUGCGCCUCCAUAUGUCGCUGCCGAACCUGCCAAGGUAGUGGCUCUCUUGCAGGUUGAGCAGGGCCAACAUCACCGGUUUCCGACCGCCUUCGUUGCCAUUCGGCAAUGUCUCUCUGGUCGACGAAAUUGCCAUGUAAACCCAACCUCAGCUUGAAAGGCAAGUGAAUGACGGCCAACGGCCCCUUAGCCACAUGCAGUGCAUCAAAGAUGACGAUAUCAUUACGGAGCACGUCGAGAUGGUUGAGCAGGGCGAUGAUAUACCCUUCUCCCUCCUUGCCGUUUUCCUUUGGUAUAAAAGUCGGUUCCUGGAAGGUGGCCUUGGGACCGGUGAAAAAGACAUCCUCGGUCCUGUCAUCCCAGCUAUAAUGGCCCAAGCAGUUGAAGAGACCUCCGGCGGGCGAACCACACUUGGCAAAGUCGUAAGGCUUGGUUGGAUCGACUUUGGCCUGCCAGAAGUGGUUGUACUUCUUGGUCACGUAUCGAUCAUCAAUGCGAGAGAAUUCCCCGUUGGUCAUCCACCUCUCUGCUGGAGUGACUCGUGUGCCCGACUUGGCCUUGGGAUCGAAUAUCCAGCGACAAGUGGGACUUUGCAGUUGAUUGCGUUUGGCGAGAGGCGCUUCUUUCUCGUUGACGGGCGGGAAGAAGAAGAAGACGUUGCCAUCGGCCACUGUUAGGUCAAAGACGAUGUGGCCGUCGUCGUUCUCAUAGCAGCCUGCAGUAUGGCCAUGAAAAGCUAAUCGAAUCAAAAGGGUACGGUAGUCAGCAUAUGCCAUGCCGUCUAUUGCCAGACAAUAGACAGAAGGAUAAGAUUUGGAUGGCACAACACCGUACCACUGAUCCUCAUUGGGAUCCCAUGCCCAAUGGUUACCACCUUUUUGCAGCGUAUCCAUCGAAGUCCAUUUGAUCGGCGUCAAAGGGAGAACAAGGUAAUUUUCACUAAUGCCACAAUCAUGAAUCAUACCACAGAAGGGAGCCUUGUACCAAGUUUCCUCGACUUUGCGUCCGGCUCUGUCAAUGGUCCAUACCACAAUAUCGUUCGAUCCAUCAUGUCCGUUUCCGCCCGCCUCAUAAGCGAAGCAGAUCAUCUCGCCCGUGUCCGGGUCGAAUUUCGGAUGUGCAGUGAAAGUAGGCGUCAAGAUCUGCCCUUCAAAGUCAUACCGUCCAAUAGUCUCGAGUGUCACUGGGUCCAUGAUGAAGGGCGGACCAUCCUCCUUCGAAGCCAGCAAUACACCUCUCCAGAAAGUGAUGUUGGUGUUUGCCGCGGUGCGAAUGACUCCCUUCACGGUCUCGUUGUCCGUGUAGGGGUUGCGGUAUCGUCCAAACAGGGCUUUGCGAGCCGCAGUUUCGGCCUGGUAUCGUUCCGUCCGCACGUACCGCUGCUUGAAGUCCGCGUGGCCGUUCUGGAUUCGAAUCGCCGUCACGCUCCCGUCGCCAUUGAAGUGGAUGUCGUCUUCGAAUAUGGGCGGGAACCGGUGGUCCGGCUGGACGCGGUAGAAUGUCCCGUUGAUCUCGGGCGGGAUCAGUCCGUCGACUUCGAGGUCGAUGAUGUCGCCUUCAAGUCGGGAUGGGAGGUUGAAGCCCGAAAAGACGCCUGUCUCCGGAAAUUUGGUCUGGUCGGAGGACUUUUUGCCGUUGAUGUAGUUGGGACCCGGGGCAAUUUGCGCCGCGAGGUCGUAGAUGUGUGCCAUCUUGGUUCUCUUCUGUCUCUAUUCUUGGGGUUUUGGGGAGCGGUGCGGUUGCUACUGGGUAUUGGUUUUCAGUUCUUCAGAAAACAUAAUCUGUUUGUACAGGCACAGUGCAACCGGAGGACCGAGAUGUGAUGUUGGUUUUCUGCUCCUUGAUCCAUGCAUUGAAACGGUAGGCGUUACCUUAUUCUAGACCAUAAUCUGCAUUCUUUGACCACUAGUAUUCCCUACCUAUUCACAUGCCAGUGGGAAGCAACUAUAGUACAUAGUACUGUAUGGGUGCUUCGGCAUCUGAGCAUCUGUUUAUCUGCCGAAAUGGGGAAAAGAGAAGAAGG
This is a messenger RNA of Exophiala dermatitidis NIH/UT8656, 6704 nucleotides long. RefSeq lists its product as uncharacterized. The transcript has 3 exons. NCBI's taxonomy places the organism in Eukaryota, Fungi, Ascomycota, Eurotiomycetes, Chaetothyriales, Herpotrichiellaceae. The record is from RefSeq and is a predicted model, not a curated record. Bases 799 to 2421 code for a protein of 540 amino acids.